UCUUGCUACUGCGCAUGCGCAUAUCUCAUCACCAAGGGGUGGCUGUUUAACCGGAGGCAGUAAUGGUCCUCAAGCCGGUUUGCCAACCGCCACAAGCCGCUCGAAGGAAGAAGAAGCAGCAGCUGCACGAUGGCGGCGCCCGUUGGUGUCGGUGUGCCGGUGUCUGAGCCGAGCGAGCCCGCUGACAGACCGAACCGGAGCAGGGAGGACGGGCAAAAACGACCACAGUUCGGGACUCGCUUCCUCACAGACCCCCGACAGGUCUUUCAGCACAAUGCCUGGGAUAAUGUGGAAUGGUCCAAGGAACAGGAGGAGGCCGCUCAGAAGAAAGUACAGGAGAACAACCAGCCUCUGCCAGCAGAGAGACAAGAAGAGUUUGACAGGAAAGCUAAUGAGUACUGGAAUGCCUUCUACACUAUCCAUGAGAACCGCUUCUUUAAGGACCGUCACUGGCUCUUCACUGAGUUCCCUGAGCUUGCCCCUCAGCAUAAAGAACCCAACAGCUCCACAGAGCAGACUUCAGAUGAGCCCAGAGAAAAUGCAUCAAACCUGGAAAUAAAUGGUGAAGAGAAUCCAGUCCUGCACCUAGAAAAAACAGCAUUUCCUGGAGCCUCAGCUUCCUAUCGCAUUAUGGAGGUUGGCUGUGGAGUGGGCAAUACAGUCUUCCCAAUUCUCAAGACCAACAAUGAUCCAGGUCUUUUUGUGUACUGCUGUGAUUUUUCCAGCACAGCUGUUGAUCUAGUCAAGUCUAAUCCAGAGUAUGACCCAUCUCGCUGUCACGCCUUCGUGCAUGACUUGAGUGAUGUGACGGAUGUGUAUCCAAUGCCAGAGCAGAGCCUCGAUGUCAUUGUACUUAUAUUCGUCCUCUCCGCUCUGCAUCCUGACAAGAUGCAGAGUUCUAUCAGUAGACUUGCUUGCUUGCUCAAACCAGGGGGAGUUCUCUUACUGCGGGACUAUGGACGCUACGACAUGGCCCAACUUCGAUUUAAGAAAGGAAGGUGUUUAUCUGAAAAUUUCUAUGUCAGAGGAGAUGGAACACGGGUCUAUUUUUUCACUCAGGAAGAGCUGCAUGAGCUGUUUGUUGGAGCUGGUCUGGAGAAGGUGCAGAACCUGGUGGACCGGCGCCUCCAGGUGAACAGAGGAAAGCAGCUGACCAUGUACAGAGUGUGGGUGCAGUGCAAGUACCGCAAGAACCAUAUGCCUUCACAAGAACCUGCAGCUCAGGACAGGAGCAGAGAACAGUGAACACUAAUGUGACUGGAGGGUGUCAGUGACUUCCUGUCAUGGUUUCUGUGCUUAUGUUGUUCAUCACUGGGACACAGAGUAUGAGUCAUGAGUAAGGCAGAAGAUGAACCAGCAAGGAGAAGAAUAUGGUGGGAGGGCUUUAAAUCCAUUCAUUCCUUAGUGCCCACUGGCCCCAAUGGACAAAUAGCAAGGUUUCUUGCUUUUAAAACAUCUUAAAUAUUUUUACUUAAAUUUAUAUCUGAAAUAAAAGAUGGCAUGCUUUUAACAGA
This is a messenger RNA of Pygocentrus nattereri (red-bellied piranha), 1514 nucleotides long. It is a transcript of the gene mettl2a, whose product is annotated as methyltransferase like 2A. The transcript is spliced from 10 exons. The record is from RefSeq and is a predicted model, not a curated record. Gene Ontology annotation, molecular function: tRNA (cytidine-N3)-methyltransferase activity. Lineage: Eukaryota; Metazoa; Chordata; Actinopteri; Characiformes; Serrasalmidae. The coding region runs from base 130 to 1245 and encodes 371 amino acids.